UCUGCCCUUUUAUUCUUCUAUCUAUCCUUUUGGAUUUCUUGAUGGAACAUUGGUAAACAAUAUUUGCUUUUGAAAUUAUUAUCCAGGACACAAUUGAAAUGCAUUGAAUACAGCUGUAUUAACUUUAUAACAAUAGCUUGAACUUUUGCCAUUUUCUGUAAAGUUCUGUCAUUUGAACCUAGGGCCCUGUGGGUCAUUCUCAUCCUUCUUUGUUGUUUGUAAUGCUGCCUAGUAUCCAGUAGCUUUAAUCUUAUUUGUUAGGAUUUAUUCAACCAUUUAACAUUGGAGGUGCCCAGUGUUCAAUUUUAAUUAAUGGAAAUUAUUUGAUUAUCUGAUAAAACAUGACGGUUGCGUUUUAUAUCCAAAAAAUCCCAGCUAUCACUCCAAAAACAUAAACAAUAUAAAACAUGAACAGAAAGUUGAUGCCUGACCUGCCCAGCCCAGUAAACAGGAAUCAGGUUAAACAGACGCACUCUUCUAUUUAGGAUUGGUCAUGCAUUGGCUCACACACAUACACAUCCCUGCUAUAAGUGUCACUGUUAAUGAAGGCCAAUGACAUGAGUGUCAUACAGAGAUAUCUCCUGGAUGUCAAUUAAAGAGGUUUUGUCUGUGAGGGCGUGUGGUCAUUUGAAGGAGCUGUGUAUACUACAAACCCAUCAAGGCAUUUGACUACUCAUGUGGAAACCAGCUCCAGUCAUGUGCUUCUGUGUUCUCAGAUCUGCUCCUAAUGCCAACAGAGUUAUGGGAAGGUUGCAUACUCUGGAUGCGAGAUGGCCGUCGACGGUGACUAUGACUAUCUGAUCAAACUGCUGGCACUUGGAGACUCGGGGGUGGGGAAGACCAGCUUCCUAUACCGAUACACUGACCAACAUUUCAACCGCAGGUUCACCACCACUGUGGGCAUCGACUUCAGGGAGAAGAGAGUGAACUACAUGGGGACAGGGGCUGAUGGGACGUCCCAGAAGAACCUGAAGGUCCACCUCCAGCUCUGGGACACAGCUGGACAGGAGAGAUUCAGGAGCCUCACCACAGCCUUCUUCAGAGACGCCAUGGGCUUCCUGCUGAUGUUUGAUCUCAGCAGUCAGCAGAGUUUCCUCAACGUCAGGAACUGGAUGAGUCAGCUGCAGGUUAACGCCUACUGCGACAGCCCAGACAUCGUGUUGGUGGGGACCAAGGCAGACCUCCAAGACACCAGGGAUGUCCAGGUGGAGCAGGCCAGAGACCUGGCAGCCCGAUACGGCAUCCCGUACUUUGAGACGAGUGCGGCCACGGGCGUGGCAGUGGACGAGGCGGUGCGUGCGCUGCUGGGCUUGGUGAUGAAGAGGAUGGAGCAGAGCGCGGAGCCGAGCGGCGCCGCGCCCAACGGCAGCGCCACCGUCAGCCAGGAGGUGACGGACACGCCGGUCAGGGGAGGCUGCGAGUGCUAGGAGAGGAGCUGGACUUGUUUUGUACUCCCAGAACUUUGUUUUAGCCUUGUAUUUUACAAACCAAAAACAUUUUGAACAUGUUGUUACCCAUUGGGGGGUAAUGGGGUCACCCUCCCUCCCCAAAUUAUGUUUUGAGAUGCGGGUUCAAGUGGAGAUAAUGGGGGGGUGGUUGGGAACAUCGUAGAAAAACUGAGACCAUCCAGAGCCCGCGGGGAGGGUCUCCCGAGGUCCAGCAGAUCUUUCCUGUUGAGGCCCCGCCCACCUCGCAGACGGUGUAAUCCACUACAAGAUGACUGGUUGGUUUAUGAUGUUAUUUUAGACCCCAAAGGUUGAUAGAACUAGAAUUGGUAAGUAAGAUCAGCAUUGAAAGAUGUAUACCAUCAUCCCCUCCCACCUACAUAUACGUUCAGGUCUUGUUGACCAAGUGAAGAAUCAGAAUACACACGGUAUAACCUUUUAGUUUAUUCUUUGAAUAACAUCACAGCAUUGCUAAUACCCCUGUCAAAGCAGAGAAUAAUUAUUAAUUUUGAUAUAUAGUUGAUCUAUUAAUUAAUGAACCACAUUUUAAAAAUGGUCACCAUAGAGAAAAAUACUAUUUUUAUUUGACACAUUGUAGCAUGACUGGCAGGGAUAUGCAGGCUCAUGUAGAUGUGUUAUCAGGGAGUAUAUUCUCAAAGUGACAAAAAUAAACACUUCAGUCUUGGUUGUAGUCUUGUAUUUUAUAGGUGAACGACCAUUAUGUUAGUUGCCAUGAACAAGAUGUUAAGUCCUUUACAUAAAUCUAGACUUUUA
Messenger RNA from Gadus macrocephalus (Pacific cod), 2219 nucleotides. RefSeq names its product ras-related protein Rab-27B-like. Bases 771 to 1427 code for a protein of 218 amino acids. NCBI's taxonomy places the organism in Eukaryota, Metazoa, Chordata, Actinopteri, Gadiformes, Gadidae. The transcript is spliced from 6 exons. The record is from RefSeq and is a predicted model, not a curated record. Gene Ontology annotation, biological process: melanosome transport; positive regulation of exocytosis. Gene Ontology annotation, molecular function: GTP binding; GTPase activity. Gene Ontology annotation, cellular component: secretory granule; melanosome.